Micromonas pusilla CCMP1545 is the source of this 1644-nucleotide messenger RNA. RefSeq lists its product as uncharacterized. Gene Ontology annotation, cellular component: cytosol. Gene Ontology annotation, molecular function: aldose reductase (NADPH) activity. The transcript has a single exon. The record is from RefSeq and is a predicted model, not a curated record. Lineage: Eukaryota; Viridiplantae; Chlorophyta; Mamiellophyceae; Mamiellales; Mamiellaceae. The coding region runs from base 1 to 1500 and encodes 499 amino acids.
AUGGCGCAGGACGGAUGCCAGCCGAUGGAGCGCUUCUCCUUCGCGAAGAACGGCAGCGCGCAGAAAUCGUGGGCGUCGUGCCCGUCGUCUAGGAACGACGCGUACCCCGCGGGCGGCGGCGGCGGCGGCGGCGGCGGCCCCGCGGGAGGAAGCUACGCGACGCGGCCCUACUCCGUGAGCGGCUACGUGAAUGGCUACAACCCGUCGCUUCCGGCGUAUCCGCCGACGCGCGCGCAGAUCGAGGCCGCGGCGAAGCGCGGCGGCGGCGGCGGCGGCGCGCCCGCGCGCGCCGGCGGCGGAUACUCCGGCGAGAUCGCGGACCAGAUGAGCGCGCAGAUCCGCUUCGAGCAGCGGCGCGGCGGCGGCGGCGGUCCGACGAUGCCCCCGCCCCCCGGGCAGGACUUCAGCAAGCUGUCCGAAACCUCCGGCGGGCUCACCUACGGCGGCCACGGCGCGUGGGACGGCCCCGCGCCGCGCGGCGACCCCACCAAGCCCGCGCCCGGGACCCCCUACUACGUUCGCGCGCCCCCCGAGCCCGCGCACGACCCGAGCAAGGAGGAGCGCGACGUCAAGCUCGGCGUCGGGGAAGACCGCGGGCGACUCCCCGUCCUGGGCUGCGACGCCGCGCACGCCGCGAUCGCAAUCCCUCUCGGGUACCGCCACAUCAGGUGCGGCGGGAGCGACGAUCCGCAUCUUCCCGCGGUCGCGGCCGCGAUCGCUGCGGCCGGGCCGGUCGGCGGGCGCGACGCGCUGUUCGUCUCCGCGAAGCUGUCGCCGUCGGACGUCGCGAGCGGCGACGUCGCCGCGGCGACGGCGGCGAUUCUCGCGUCGCUGAAGAUUCAAAAGCUCGACCUCCUGUCCAUCGAGUGGCCCACCGGCGACGCCGCGACGCUCGCGCGGACGUGGAGCGCGCUCGAGGCGCUCGUCGCGUCCGGGAAGACGACUGCGAUCGGCCUCGCGAACGCGUCCGUGCCCGUCGUGGAGUCCGUCUGUAAAGCCGCGACGAUCAAGCCCGUCGUGAACGAAGUCGAGGCGCACCCGCUCAUGGCGCACCGGAAGCUCGUGGGCGUGUGCCGCAGGUACGGCGUCGUCGCCGCCGCGCACGCGCCGCUCGGGGGGUUACACGCGACGCUACUGACGCACCCGAAGUUGCUCGAGGCGGCGAAGCUCGGAGGAGGAGGCGCGGAGAAGGACGGGCGAGGGGUGGACGGGAAGAAGAGCGCCGAGGAACUUCUCGCGCGGUGGUCCGCGCAGAGGGGCGUGCCGUUCGCGCUCGACGCCGGCGCGUCCGAGGAGACGGUCCGCGCGGUCGCGAACGUCCACGCGUUCCGUCUCACGAACGCGCAGAAGGUUCUCAUCGACGGCAUGGAGCCGCCGCCGCGGGAGGGGGGGGUUCGGUUCGUGAACCCCCCGGCCGGGAUCGACUUCGCGUUCGACGAUCCGUUCCUCGGCGGCGUCGCGAGGCCGGGUCUUGACUUGGAGAAGGCUGGCGCGCUGUGAUGGACGCGACGCGACGGACGAUCGUGUGCGCGCGAGGCGGAGGACGAGGAGGACGAGGAGAUGAGGGAGAGUGGGACGACGACGACGCGACGCGCGCGUCGUCGGAGUCGCGUUGCUUUGCUUAAUACAGUUACUGUAGACCGC